Gloeophyllum trabeum ATCC 11539 is the source of this 1078-nucleotide messenger RNA. RefSeq lists its product as uncharacterized. Bases 9 to 983 code for a protein of 324 amino acids. The record is from RefSeq and is a predicted model, not a curated record. Lineage: Eukaryota; Fungi; Basidiomycota; Agaricomycetes; Gloeophyllales; Gloeophyllaceae. The transcript is spliced from 6 exons.
UCUACAUCAUGUAUCACGCUCAACCACUGCCGCCUCAAGUCGACGUUGCCGCACUACUACACCCUGAAAAUGCGGUCAGUGCAUAUAAUGUUUGCCUGCGCUUUGAGGAGUCCGUUUCGACCAAACAAGACACGGAACGCAUCAUUUCUGCUCGAAUCUUAGGCUACCUGCUUCUUCAUCCAUCUUCACACGGUUCCCUCUCGGAGAUCGUGAAGGAGAUUCACUCCUGCAGCGAGGAUUAUGACGCUCUACAUAAUCUGGGACAGGCCUUUUUGGACUACUUUAUACGUGCAUUUCGCAAAUAUAAAGGCAGGACCCCUUUCACCUCCGACCACCCCAGCCGCCCAUCCUUUGACCAGCAGCGAUUAUUGCUGAAGGCCUCGAUCAAGGAGGCACCAAAAAGUCAUAGCACCGCCAAGGCACAAGCACUCUUACGGGACGGCUACAGAUGCACUGUGACCGGAGCGUAUGAUUUUCUGGCGCAGGAUAUGCUCAAUGACGAGCUUGCGGAUCCCCAAGUCUGGCUCGUGGAUACGGAAUGCGCUCAUAUCGUGCCUGAGUCCACGUAUCUCAACGUUAAUACUGACGACUCUCAACAAGCUUCGAGCAGAAAAGAUUAUGCGGCAUCAGUUUUAACUGUCCUAUCGCGGUUCGGCUACGACGUCGACAAAUUGAACGGUCCGAAGGUUCACUCGCUCUACAACGUGAUGACACUACAACACGAUGUCCACAAUAGGUUUGACCGGUUGCAGCUGUGGUUGGAGGAAACGGAUAUGGCGAACUGUUAUCGUGUCACAGUGCUCCUAGCAUUGCACGCGGCCUGUGCAAAGGUGGCCAACCUUUCCGGCGCGGCAGAAUAUCUUGACAAGCUGGAUCUGGAACUGGAGACGACAGACGUAUUGGCGUGUGAUGGAGGCUCAGCUGAAGUGUUGAAUCAUGCGAUUGCCUCUCUCGCUGGAAGGGGUAUCAGUGUCGGGGUGUAAUUGUCUAUUCUCGCACCCUCUCUAUGUAUGAUGCUGCGCCAAUUCAGGGAGAUGGAGCCUCUUGUUGCGAUUGUUAUCCUUGUUGUUCUAUGUCA